CUGCCAAAACACCCAAACUUUACAAGAUAAAAAUUUUCUUUUACACAAUCAACCCUCCAAUAAAAAAGCAAAACGGCAGUCCCUACAAUCCCGACGGUCCAAAACGACGUCGUUUAUCCAGCAGCCAACCAAAACAAAAUAACAACCCAGACGGAAUCAAAGUGAAAAAAGUUCAGUUUCCGAGUCAACUUUCUCUCCUUCUUCUUCUUCUUCUUCUUCUUCCAUAUUUCACAUACUGAAAACACACACAAGCUGAAAUCUCAACAACUAUACAAAAGUAUCUUCAAAACGACGUCGGAUCGAUGAGCACAAAGUGUAAUUAUUCACAUCUCUAGGGUUUCGAAACUGUAAAAAGGAUCAAAACGACGAAGUUUUAGUAACAACCUAGGGUUUCGAGAGUGUAAAACUUUAAACUGUAAAUAUAAAUAAUGGUACCAAGAGGAGGAUUAUUCGGCUGGUCGCCGCCGCGGCAACAGCCGUUAACGCCGGUAUCGGAAGUAUCGGAGCCGCCGGAAUCGCCGUCGCCGUAUAUGGAUGCAAGUACGGAUGCGGUGGCGCCGGAAGUUGAUGACGUGGAUGAGGAAAUGGAAGAGAUCGAGCCGCCGCCGGAAGCUGUGCCGUUUUCGAGAUUGUUUGCUUGUGCUGAUAAGCUUGAUUGGGUGCUUAUGUUUGUUGGAUCGGUUGCAGCUGCGGCGCACGGGACCGCGCUUGUCGUUUACUUGCAUUAUUUUGCGAAAAUUAUUCAUUUGCUUAGUCAUGAUGAUGAUAGUCCGGAUUUGCUGUUUCAUCGCUUCAAAGAGCUUGCUCUGACCCUUGUCUAUAUUGCUGGCGGGGUUUUUGCUGCUGGUUGGAUAGAGGUUUCAUGUUGGAUUCUUACCGGAGAAAGACAGACUGCUGUAAUUAGAUCUAGAUAUGUCCAAGUGCUUCUAAAUCAAGAUAUGAGUUUCUUUGACACCUAUGGGAAUAAUGGCGAUAUUGUUAGUCAAGUGUUGAGUGACGUAUUGCUCAUUCAAUCUGCUCUUAGUGAGAAAGUUGGUAAUUAUAUUCAUAAUAUGGCUACAUUCUUUAGUGGUCUUGCUAUUGGAUUUAUCAACUGCUGGCAGAUUGCCCUCAUAACUCUAGCCACCGGUCCGUUUAUCGUUGCUGCUGGAGGAAUCUCAAAUAUAUUUCUUCAUCGACUUGCUGAGAAUAUUCAAGAUGCUUAUGCUGAAGCGGCUAGUGUUGCUGAACAGGCAAUUUCAUACAUUAGGACUUUAUAUGCGUUUACAAAUGAAACCUUAGCAAAGUAUUCUUAUGCGGCCUCACUACAAGCUACAUUGAGAUAUGGGAUACUGAUCAGUCUUGUGCAAGGACUUGGGCUUGGGUUCACAUACGGGCUUGCAAUUUGUUCUUGUGCUCUGCAACUGUAUGUUGGAAGAUUUCUAGUUACACAUGGAAAAGCUCAUGGUGGUGAGAUCGUGACAGCUUUGUUUGCUGUAAUUCUAAGUGGCCUCGGGUUGAAUCAAGCAGCUACAAACUUUUAUUCAUUUGAGCAAGGGAGAAUUGCUGCAUAUAGACUUUUCGAGAUGAUUAGCCGUUCAUCCUCCACAGUUGAUCAUAAUGGAAACAUGCUUGAUUCUGUACAAGGGAACAUUGAAUUCCGAAACGUAUAUUUCAGUUAUUUGUCUCGUCCUGAAAUCCCUAUUUUAAGUGGCUUUUACCUCACUGUCCCUGCCAAGAAGACCGUGGCACUUGUUGGAAGAAAUGGCUCUGGUAAAAGUAGUAUCAUUCCACUCAUGGAACGGUUUUAUGAUCCUACAUUAGGGGAAGUUCUUUUGGAUGGCGAGAACAUCAAGAACCUGAAGUUAGAGUGGCUAAGGAAUCAAAUUGGUUUAGUCACUCAAGAGCCGGCCUUGCUAAGCUUGAGUAUUAGGGAUAAUAUUGCCUAUGGCAGAGAUGCUUCUCAACUGCAAAUCGAAGAUGCAGCCAAAAUUGCUCAUGCACAUACGUUCAUAAGCUCCCUUGAAAAAGGAUAUGAUACACAGGUAGGUAGGGCUGGUUUAUCAUUGUCAGAGGAACAGAAGAUAAGACUUUCUGUUGCCAGGGCAGUUCUAUCCAACCCAUCUAUUCUUCUUCUUGAUGAGGUCACUGGUGGACUGGAUUUUGAAGCUGAAAAGUCAGUACAGGAGGCUUUAGAUCUCUUGAUGUUAGGUCGUUCAACCAUCAUAAUUGCUCGUCGGCUUUCUUUAAUUAGAAAUGCUGAUUUUAUUGCUGUGAUGGAGGAAGGUCAACUUAUGGAGAUCGGGACCCAUGAUGAACUGAUAGCAUCAGAUGGGCUAUAUGCAGAACUCCUAAGAUGUGAAGAAGCAGCUAAACUCCCAAGAAGGAUGCCUGUGAGAACCUAUGAGACGGCGACUUUUCAAAUUGAAAAGGAUUCAUCUGCAAGCCACAGCUAUCAAGAACCAUCAUCUCCCAAAUUUGCUAAAUCACCAUCACUUCAAAGAGCAUCCAACCUACAUGCAUCAGCGAGGUCUCCUGAUUCUGCUUAUAAUUCGCAUGAAUCUCCCAGAAACCUGAGCCCUGGUGAAAAAACAGUUGAAAACGGUUCAUACAUGGACGACAAACAACCUUCAAUUAAGAGGCAAGAUAGCUUCGAGAUGAGACUUCCCGAGUUACCAAAGAUUGAUGUCCAUUCUAUUCAGAGACAAGCAUCUCACGGGUCAGAUCCUGAAUCACCCGUCUCGCCACUUUUAACAUCUGAUCCUAAUAAUGAGCGCUCUCAUUCGCAAACUUUUAGUCGACCUAAUUCUCAGUUCGGUGAUGAUCCUGUCAAAGUCAAAGCAGUCAAGGAGAAGCAAAAACGAAAAGAGCCACCUAUGUGGAGGCUUAUUGAGCUGAGUUUUGCUGAAUGGCUUUAUGCUGUUCUUGGAAGCACUGGUGCUGCAAUCUUUGGUUCUUUUAACCCGCUUCUUGCCUAUGUGAUUGCAUUAAUUGUGACAGAAUACUACAGAAAUGAGAGUAGGGGACACAUGCGGCGUGAAGUGGAUAAAUGGUGUUUAAUCAUUGCCUGCAUGGGUUUUGUUACUGUAAUAGCAAACUUUUUGCAGCAUUUUUACUUCGGUAUCAUGGGGGAGAAGAUGACAGAGCGAGUUAGGAGAAUGAUGUUUUCUGCAAUGCUCCGAAACGAAGUUGGAUGGUUUGAUGAAGAAGAAAACAGUGCUGAUACAUUAUCCAUGCGAUUGGCAAAUGAUGCUACAUUUGUGAGAGCGGCUUUCAGCAACCGGCUUUCUAUAUUCAUACAAGAUUGUACAGCCGUUCUUGUCGCAAUUCUUAUAGGGAUGCUUCUGCAGUGGCGGUUGGCACUAGUGGCUUUAGCCACACUUCCGGUUCUUACUCUUUCAGCCAUAGCUCAGAAACUAUGGCUCGCGGGAUUUUCAAAGGGAAUACAAGAGAUGCACAGGAAAGCAUCAUUGGUCCUUGAAGAUGCAGUUAGAAAUAUUUAUACAGUUGUGUCGUUCUGUGCUGGUAACAAAGUAAUGGAGCUUUACAGAUUGCAGUUACGGAAAAUAUUCACAAAAAGCUUUUUGCAUGGUAUGGCUAUUGGUUUUGGUUUUGGGUUAUCACAGUUUCUUCUCUUCGCCUGCAAUGCGCUUCUUCUUUGGUACACUGCACUUUCUAUAAAAAAUGGACAUGUGGAUCUCCCAACUGCCAUUAAAGCGUACAUGGUUUUCUCUUUUGCCACAUUUGCCCUUGUGGAGCCAUUCGGUUUGGCUCCAUAUAUUUUAAAAAGAAGAAAGUCUCUCAUUUCGGUCUUCGAAAUAAUAGACCGAGUCCCUAAAAUUGAGCCCGAUGACGUCACUGCUUUGAAGCCUCCAAAUGUUUAUGGAAGUAUCGAGUUGAGAAAUGUUGACUUUUCUUAUCCUACACGUCCCGAGAUUCUUGUGCUUAGCAAUUUCAGUCUUAAAGUCAACGGUGGGCAAACUGUUGCGGUUGUGGGUGUUUCGGGAUCAGGAAAAAGCACGAUCAUUUCUUUGAUAGAGAGAUUUUAUGAUCCGGUUGCUGGUCAGGUGAUCUUAGAUGGUAGGGAUCUAAAGCAGUUUAAUCUAAGAUGGUUGAGGAAUCACCUUGGUGUUGUUCAACAAGAACCGAUUAUCUUUUCGACUACCAUACGGGAAAAUAUAAUUUAUGCAAGACAUAAUGCAAGUGAGGCUGAAGUUAAAGAGGCAGCAAGAAUAGCAAAUGCUCACCAUUUUAUAAGUAAUUUGCCUCAUGGUUAUGACACCCAUGUUGGUAUGAGGGGCGUAGACUUAACCCCAGGUCAGAAACAGCGCAUUGCAAUUGCACGUGUUGUGCUUAAAAAUGCUCCAAUCUUGUUAUUGGACGAAGCAAGCUCAUCUAUUGAGUCAGAAUCGAGUCGCGUGGUUCAAGAAGCUCUCGACACACUGAUAAUGGGGAAUAAAACAACUAUUCUUAUAGCCCAUAGAGCUGCUAUGAUGAGGCAUGUCGACAACAUUGUUGUGCUUAAUGGAGGGCGGAUAGUCGAGGAAGGCGCACAUGAUUCUUUAAUGUCUAAAAAUGGUUUGUAUGUUCGGUUAAUGCAACCACAUUUUGGAAAGGGUAUCCGUCAACACAGGCUUAUUUAGUUUUUUGGGGGUAUAUGAUCCGUUUUACAGAGUCGAGGCGGCCGAGGUUGUGGUGGAUGUAGCGACUGCCUGGCAGGGGUUAUGAGGCGAAAUAGGUUUGUAGAUUGCAAAUUCUUUUGGAGGCCAAGGAUUGAAUCUUAGCCUUCAUGAUAUAUUGUUUUGUUAAUUGUAGAAUUGGUAGUUGGUAUUGUGCCUUUUUACUUUUUUUCCUUUGUUUCUGUUUUGUUUUUCUUAGCAUGUUUGACCAUUUUGUAGAUUUUGUAUAUGCUUUUUACUUCUGUGGCAGUUCAUAUGAGGCUCAAAAGGAGAAAGUUAAGGUAUUUAUUGUAAUCUUCAUUGUAUAUAAAGAGACUUAGAAUUCAUUCAAGUUCUCUAUUUAA
Erigeron canadensis is the source of this 5002-nucleotide messenger RNA. Its product is annotated as ABC transporter B family member 20-like. Gene Ontology annotation, molecular function: ATP binding; ATP hydrolysis activity; ABC-type transporter activity. The record is from RefSeq and is a predicted model, not a curated record. The transcript has 11 exons. Gene Ontology annotation, cellular component: membrane. NCBI's taxonomy places the organism in Eukaryota, Viridiplantae, Streptophyta, Magnoliopsida, Asterales, Asteraceae. Bases 429 to 4622 code for a protein of 1397 amino acids. Gene Ontology annotation, biological process: transmembrane transport.